AUGAAGUACAUUCAUUCCCAGGAGCUCCUGGAGAUUCCCCAGGGUGUCAAGGUCAACAUCAAGACCCGCAUCGUCACCGUCGAGGGCCCCCGCGGCAAGCUGGUCAAGAACCUGGGCCAUCUCGCCGUCAACUUCGGCCACCCCUCCAAGAACACCAUCUCGAUCGAGAUUCACCACGGCAACCGCAAAAAUGUUGCCACUCUGCGGACCGUCAAGUCGAUCAUCAACAACAUGAUCGUCGGUGUCACAAAGGGCUUCAAGUACAAGAUGCGCUACGUCUACGCGCAUUUUCCCAUCAACGUCAACGUCGACAAGAGCAAGGAGACCGGCCUCUGGGAGGUUGAGAUCCGCAACUUCAUUGGCGAGAAGAUUGUCCGCCGCGUGGUCAUGGCCGAGGGUGUCGAUGUCACCAUCUCGACCGCUCAGAAGGAUGAGCUCGUUCUCUCCGGAAACUCCAUCGAGAACGUCUCGCAAAGUGCUGCCGACAUUCAGCAGAUCUGCAAGGUCCGGAACAAGGACAUCCGUAAGUUCUUGGACGGUCUGUACGUUUCCGAGAAGGGCAACGUUGUUGAGGAGUAA
Cordyceps fumosorosea ARSEF 2679 is the source of this 579-nucleotide messenger RNA. Its product is annotated as 60S ribosomal protein L9. The transcript is spliced from 3 exons. Gene Ontology annotation, molecular function: rRNA binding; structural constituent of ribosome. Gene Ontology annotation, biological process: cytoplasmic translation. The coding region runs from base 1 to 579 and encodes 192 amino acids. The record is from RefSeq and is a predicted model, not a curated record. Gene Ontology annotation, cellular component: ribosome; cytosolic large ribosomal subunit. NCBI's taxonomy places the organism in Eukaryota, Fungi, Ascomycota, Sordariomycetes, Hypocreales, Cordycipitaceae.